This is a messenger RNA of Lotus japonicus, 1962 nucleotides long. RefSeq lists its product as uncharacterized. Bases 289 to 1800 code for a protein of 503 amino acids. NCBI's taxonomy places the organism in Eukaryota, Viridiplantae, Streptophyta, Magnoliopsida, Fabales, Fabaceae. The transcript is spliced from 3 exons. Gene Ontology annotation, biological process: signal transduction. The record is from RefSeq and is a predicted model, not a curated record. Gene Ontology annotation, molecular function: ADP binding.
AAUAGUACCUUCAUUACUAUUACUCAUUAUAUAUUUUUAGAAUAUUUUUUGAACCAGAUAACCUCUUCGAUCUAAGCAGUUCCUAGAAAUAUAUUAUAUUGUCUGAAACUCUGCAUAUGGAUUAUGAAGUUUGGUUUGAUCUUUGACUUGCUAACUGCAUGUCAUUCCAUUUCCAGGAAAGAGUAGAGGGACCUCCAUCUUUUAAGCCUGCAGCAUCUUCGAGUGAGUCAAAAUUUCAUUCCUUACAGGCACUAGCUAGCUAGAGAAAGGUUGUAACAUCAAUUUCAGAUGGAGAAACCAGAAGGUGAAAUUCCAUUGCAAGCCACAUUUGAUCUUGAAAAGAGGUGGCUGAUUGCUACACGAAACAACGUCCGGAAAAGAGCUGAAGCAGCCUAUAAAACAGAAAAGGCCAAUGAUGCUGUUUGGGAGUGGCUAAAUGAUGCAGAGAAACUCAUACAAGAGAUCAAUAUUGCAACAAGGGAUACUAGUAAGCAGCACGGUGAAAUGAUAAACAAGAUAAAGAUGUUGAAGGAUGAGUGUAAACUUGAGAGAUUCUUCAGCCCUAUUCCAGAUUUAGGGUACUUCUCUUCUGAAAGUCUAGUGUGUUUCAAGUCUACAGAAAAGGCUUCACAUGAACUUUUGGAGGCACUAAAAUCUGAUAGCAUCUAUGUUAUUGCAUUGUAUGGGGAUAAAGGCUCUGGUAAAACAGAACUAGUGAAAGCAGUGGGUGAGAAAGCCAAGUAUCUAAAGUUUUUUGAUGCAAUCAUAUUUGCCACUGUGUCACAAAAUCCACUUAGGAAGAUUCAAGAACAAAUUGCACAAUCCUUGAAUGUGAAAUUUGACAAACACAGUGAACUUGGAAGAGCAAGAAAAAUAUACUCCACAUUAUCAGAAAGUAAGGAUCAAAUUCUUGUGAUCUUGGAUGAUGUUAAGGAAAAGCUGGACCCUGAGGACAUAGGCAUUCCAUGUCAAAGUAACCAGUGCAAGGUCCUUUUAACCACGCGUCACAAACAAGAGUGUGCUUCGAAUUGUCAAAGGGUGAUUCCUCUACGUCCCUUGUUGGAAGAAGAAGCUUGGGGGUUGCUCGCCGGACAUUCAGGCAUAGAUGAUGACUCCCCAUACAAGUUAACCCUUGCGGCAUCUGAAAUUGUUGGAGCUUGUAAAAUGUUUCCUGGUUUAAUUAAAGAUAUAGGACCUUCCCUAAAAAAUAAACCCAUUGAGGAGUGGGAUGCAACAGUAUCUAGUCUGAGAAAUUCAAAGGCGCGCUACCAGAUUUUCAUCAGCUUUAGAGGAGAAGAUACGCGCGAGUCUUUUACCGGUUUUCUAUAUGAGGCUCUAUGCCGGGAAGGAUUCAAGACCUUCUUAGAUGAUGGAGGAUUGAAGGGCGGGGACCAGAUUUCUGAAACACUUGUUGAAGCAAUUGAAGAUUCGAGGCUUUCGAUCGUUGUUUUCUCCGAAAAUUAUGCAGAAUCUCGUUGGUGCCUAGAGGAACUUGUUACUAUAGUUGAAUGUAAGAAAUAUAAGAAGCAACUUGUUUGGCCAAUCUUUUACAAAGUGUCUCGGUCAGAUGUGAGGCUUCAGAAGAAUAGUUAUGGAAAAGCCAUGGCUAAACAUGAAGAAAGAUUUCAAAAGGACCCUGAGAAGGUGCAAAAAUGGAGAUCAGUGUUAUCUGAAGUUGCCAAAUUAAAGACUGGAAUGCAAUACAGCACCGGAUAUGAAUACAAGUUUAUUGAAAGGAUUGUGGAAGCUGCCAAUAAUGUUAGAAAUCGCUUGUAUAUACGAAGUAUGGGCAUGGACUAGAAGAAAGACAUCAAUUUCUGAGUUGUGGUUUUAUCAGAUGCUGCUGUCUUGGAAAUGAAUCAUUGUUGUAAUGUGCAUGUUAAAGUACUAGUUUUGUAUGUGUGUCAUGUUCAUAAAUUGACUUUCUUAUAUCAAAACUUCACAUGAUAUCUUUGGGUGAAA